Globicephala melas (long-finned pilot whale) is the source of this 936-nucleotide messenger RNA. Its product is annotated as olfactory receptor 1f45-like. NCBI's taxonomy places the organism in Eukaryota, Metazoa, Chordata, Mammalia, Artiodactyla, Delphinidae. Gene Ontology annotation, biological process: G protein-coupled receptor signaling pathway. The record is from RefSeq and is a predicted model, not a curated record. Gene Ontology annotation, cellular component: plasma membrane. Gene Ontology annotation, molecular function: olfactory receptor activity; G protein-coupled receptor activity.
AUGAAUUUGAAAACAGGCAGAAACAAUCAGACUGGAGUCACAGAAUUCAUUCUCCUGGGACUCUCUGGGCAGUCAGAGCAGGAGGAGGUUCUCUUUGGGCUGUUCUUGUGGAUGUACCUGGUCACCCUCAUUGGGAACUUUCUCAUUGUUUUGGCUAUCAGCUGUGAUCUCCAAACACCUAUGUACUUCUUCUUGGCCAGCCUCUCCUGUGUUAACAUCUGCUUUUCAUCAGUCACAAUCCCCACGAUGCUGGUGAAUCACAUACUGGGAAACAAGUCUAUCUCCUACAUGGAAUGUAUGACCCAGAUCUACUUCUUCAUCAUUUUCAUCAACAUGGAUGGGUUCCUCCUGAGUGUGAUGGCCUAUGAUGAUUAUACUGUCAUCUGUUGCCCACUCCACUACACCAUGAUCAUGAAGCCCAAACUCUGUAUCCUUCUGGUGGCUGCAUCUCAGGUCAGUACAAAUCUGCAUGCUCUCCUACACACUCUUUUCAUGGUUCAACUCACAUUUUGUUCCAACAAUGCUGUGUAUCACUUUUUCUGUGACCCUUAUCUUAUUCUAAAACUCUCUUGUUUGAAUACCUUUAUCAGUGACCUGAUGGUAUUCACUGUGGGUGAAUUGGUAUUUAUGACACAAUUUACAUGUAUCAUCAUUUCAUAUGAUUACAUCUUCUCUAAUAUACUGAAGUUGCCAUCUGCCCAUGGAAUAAGGAAAAACUUGUCCCCGUGUGGAUCCCAUGUCACUGUGGUCUCUCACUUCUAUGGGGCAAUCCUGGGGGUCUAUAAGCACCCUUCAUCCUCCUACUCAGUACAAGAUGUGUUGACUACUGUCAUCUUCACAGUGGUGACUCCCCUCAUCAAUCCCUUCAUCUGCAGCCUGAGAAAUCAUGACACAAAGGGAGCUUUAAGGAAACUAAUUUCAUAUUCUAUACUUUAA